Messenger RNA from Hyposmocoma kahamanoa, 1384 nucleotides. RefSeq lists its product as uncharacterized. Bases 93 to 818 code for a protein of 241 amino acids. The transcript is spliced from 5 exons. The record is from RefSeq and is a predicted model, not a curated record. Gene Ontology annotation, biological process: regulation of tube size, open tracheal system; septate junction assembly. NCBI's taxonomy places the organism in Eukaryota, Metazoa, Arthropoda, Insecta, Lepidoptera, Cosmopterigidae. Gene Ontology annotation, cellular component: septate junction; membrane.
ACGGUCGGGCAUAAAAAGAUACUUAUAGUAGAAAGUGAAACUUGUGUGAAUACGUUGUAAAUUAAAAUCGAAAACGAGAAAUACGCAUUACAAUGACUAUCGCCGAUAAUGAAUAUCCAAAAGCAUCGAAUGCUACGUUAAUUGGAGCCAGUAUCACAUAUGUGGCAGGGUUAUUUCUGCUACUCUCGUUUGCGGGUCCUUACUGGAUCGAGUCUUAUCCUGAAAUGUUCUCCUCCUUCAAACAUAUGGGAUUGUGGGAGUACUGCUUUGAUCAGUUCAGAUUUCCUUCUUACCAGUUCGACCAUUUGUUUCAUGGGUGUCACUACGUUUUUAGUCAAGAGUACUAUGUAAUCCGCGAAUGGCUAUUACCUGGCUGGCUGAUGGCUGUCCAGGCUUUUGUGACUCUUGCCCUAAUGCUGUCCUUCGCGUCACAGAUCUUACUUGCGUGUGUUAUAGUACGCUGGCCUCUGCGUACGGUGUUGAGAUAUGAAUGGAUCUUUGUCUCUAUAUCCUUUAUUAUGGUGGCUUUUGCAAGUGCAUAUUUGUUCUUGGCAGUGGCAGUAUUUGGAGGCAAUUGUUACCGCCGCGACUGGCUGCUCUAUCCUUCUUUCAACAUUUUGUCUUGGUCGUAUGCAUUUGCUGUUGUGGCCUUUAUUUUGUUUGGUGGAGCAGCAAUACUUCUAUAUUUGGAAUCUCGCAAACUGUACGAACUGCGUGCAGAGGCGAAGAACCUAGUGGCUCAAAUGCAGCAUAGUCAGCCCGAACACGCGUUGCAGCAGUUGAGGGAUCAGUUGCAGCAACAAAGGCAGUGGAAUUAAAUCUGGUAUCGUAUAAGUUCGCCCUUAGACGUUUAACGCGACUGCCACAUGCUGCCACAGCUGUUGUGAUGCUACAGUGUAGUCUGUCUUUUUUGAAGCUGCUUGCGAGCAGCUAGUGAUUGCAGUUGAUUAAUAUUCUAUCGACUAUCGACUGAAUGCUGAUCACGCUUAUGCAAUAAAUAGCCGAACUUGUUUUAUUUCAAUCAUCGUCGACUGAUAAUUUGUUCAUCUGCUGGGUACAGGUGCAUUGAAUUGUCAAAUUUUGUAAGUUCACCUGCAACCCUGCAAAUGUCAUUUUACCCCGUCUUCAAGAAAGCCAGACUAUAGUGUACUCUACUUUGGACGUACAAAACGGUUACAAGUGUAGGAGAUUAACAAAUCCAAGCAGAGGUCCAAUUUACAACAACAGUACGUCGCAGUCGUUUGAUACAUCUGAGAUUAUGACGCAUUUAGAUCGUAAUUAUUUUAAAUUGUGUUUAGGUUUUAAAAAUAAAUCUCAAGUCAAAUAAAAAAGACCGUUGAAUAUAAGCUAUGUAUGCUAUUGGUAUUGCCUUGAAUGACUAGGA